UGAAAAACAUGUGAAAUAAAAAAAGAUAUAGAAAUGAAAAACAGAUAUGGGGAGUCAAAACCCUAGAGGAGGUGGACCCUGUUGACAUCUUACCACUUAAACAAGAGCCACCAAGACCGAACCUCACUGUUAACACACAACGCAGCAGACAGUAAAGCAAAAAACCCAGAAAUAAUUUUCUGACAUGGCUGAAAUCUCGGCGACUUCGUUUCCUUCUUCUUCGUCAGCUGCUCUCGCGCUUCGCAGCUCCCUAAAUGGUAACAUAAGAUGUCAGAAUGUAGCUUGUCUAAGAACCACUUCUCUGUUUCAAGAGUUAUCUGUGAAACGAAGCCAGCUCUCUGGCAAUGCUGUUGCUACUACUACUCAUGUUCCCCUAACCCGCGGCUGCAAGAGUCAAGCAAUUCGAGCUGUUCUCUCCGGUGAUGGACAAACUGUCGUGUCUGCUGAUUCAAAGGAAGCCGGGCUUCGUGGCAAGCUGAAAAAAGUCGUUCUUGCUUACAGUGGAGGCUUAGACACCUCUGUCAUCGUGCCAUGGCUCAAGGAGAAUUAUGGCUGUGAAGUUGUGUGUUUCACCGCAGAUGUUGGUCAGGGUAUAAAAGAGUUGGAUGGUUUGGAGCAAAAGGCUAAGGCUAGUGGCGCUUCUCAAUUGGUCGUUAGGGAUCUCACAGAGGAGUUUGUGAAAGAUUACAUAUUCCCUUGUCUUAGAGCUGGUGCCAUCUAUGAACGAAAAUACUUGCUUGGUACCUCCAUGGCUCGCCCUGUCAUUGCUAAGGCCAUGGUGGAUGUAGCAGCAGAGGUUGGAGCUGAUGCCGUUGCACAUGGGUGUACUGGCAAAGGAAAUGACCAGGUUCGGUUUGAGCUCACCUUCUUUUCGUUAAACCCUGAACUUAAAGUUGUGGCGCCAUGGAGGGAAUGGGAAAUCCAAGGCAGAGAAGACGCUAUUGAGUACGCCAAGAAGCAUAACGUUCCUGUCCCCGUGACAAAGAAAUCUAUUUACAGCCGAGACAGGAACCUCUGGCACCUUAGUCAUGAGGGUGAUAUAUUGGAAGAUCCAGCAAACGAGCCCAAGAAAGAUAUGUACAUGAUGAGUGUAGAUCCCGAAGAUGCUCCUGAUCAGCCUGAAUACAUCGAGAUAGGGAUAGAAUCUGGACUUCCAGUGGCACUCAACGGGAAGGCUCUCUCUCCAGCCACCCUUCUCUCCGAGCUCAACACAAUAGGAGGGAAACACGGCAUUGGCCGGAUCGACAUGGUGGAGAAUCGUCUGGUCGGGAUGAAAUCACGCGGUGUCUAUGAAACACCCGGAGGCACCAUCCUGUUCGCAGCUGUGCAGGAACUAGAGUCCCUCACGUUAGACAGAGAGAGCAUUCAGGUGAAAGACUCGUUGGCACUGAAGUACGCGGAGAUGGUCUAUGCGGGGAGAUGGUUUGAUCCGCUUAAGGAGUCCAUGGACGCUUUCAUGGAGAAGCUAACUGAGAAAACUACAGGAUCCGUAACACUGAAGCUGUACAAAGGAUCUGUGUCGGUGACAGGGCGUAAGAGUCCGAACAGUCUGUACAGACAGGACAUAUCUUCGUUUGAAGGGAGUGAGAUUUACAACCAAGCUGAUGCAGCUGGGUUCAUUCGUCUUUACGGGUUGCCUAUGAGAGUUAGAGCGAUGCUUGAGAAAGGCAUUUAGAAAAAGGUUUCAUCGUGAGUUUAUUUGAAUGACAUUAGAAGAUCACUUUCCUUGUGUUCAAGAUUUGAUGCGUUUUAGCUUCAGCUUCUGUUUGGAAUAAUUGUGUUAUUUCUUCACUUUGUUUUCGUUCUGGAGAAACUCAAUAAAUCGAAUAAUGUGUUACUGUGAA
Molecule: messenger RNA, 1844 nt
Organism: Brassica napus (rape)
Lineage: Eukaryota; Viridiplantae; Streptophyta; Magnoliopsida; Brassicales; Brassicaceae
Product: argininosuccinate synthase, chloroplastic-like
Exons: 10
Coding region: 185-1675 (496 amino acids)
Biological process (GO): L-arginine biosynthetic process; urea cycle
Cellular component (GO): cytoplasm
Molecular function (GO): ATP binding; argininosuccinate synthase activity
Source: RefSeq, a predicted model, not a curated record